AUGGACUACCUUCGUACUCUUGGAUCUGCGGCUGUCUCAUCUCUAGUGCAGAAAUCAGGCUUGAACCUCCCGUUUUCACUUGGCCAGAGAGUUUGGAACGACGGGAUCUGGGCACUUUACGACGCUACAAGAAGGGAUGACGGCGCGCCUGUAUCAGUCUUCGAGUUUGAUACCACUCUGAAGGGUCUACUUCCUUUGGCGAAAAAUGCGCUGAGGAAGUUACGUGUCACCCGCCAUCCCGACGUCCUCAAAUUCAUGGAUGCAGUAGAGACCGACACCACAGUAUAUAUUAUGACCGAACGCGUUCGACCCCUGCAGUCUGAGCUGCAGAAUCUAUCUACGAAGAAUGUCCAAGACAAGCAAGAUUGGUUAUUGUGGGGUCUUCAUAGGAUCACGACGGCUUUGGCGUUUGUCAACGAAUCUUGUAAUUCAACGCAUGGGAACUUGCGUGUCAAUUCCAUAUUUUUGACGUCGACUGGCGAGUGGAAACUCGGAGGGUUCGAGGUACUGAGCAGCCCAAGCGACGAGGCUGCAGUACUCUAUACUUUCGGCGGCUUGCGCCCCUACGCUGACUCGAUAGCGUCUCCAGAGGUGCAGAAAAGCGGGUGGUCUGGUCUAAAACAACAUCCAACCGCUGCUGCAGACUCGUAUGCGCUUGCCCUCCUGAUCCACUCCCUUUUUAACCCAACUGCUCUUCCACCGUCAACAAUGGAGCCCCCACAUCCACCCCCCCAACCCUCUUCUCGUGGAGCCAUCCCACCUACCGUAUUCCCAUCUUUCAAGAAGCUCCUAAACCCGAACCCCAAACCUCGAAUGACCGCGAAGCUGUUCCUAGAUGUGGGAAUGGCUGAGAGCCUCGGCGAAGGCGGAUUCUUCAAAGACAACCGGCUGCUCAAGAUCUGCCAAGGGUUCGAGAGCUUUGGUCUUAUGUCCGAGGGCGAGCGGGUCAUACUCCUCCGGACGAUCAAGGAGGUUGCGCCGACGCUCCCUGUGACAUUUGCCACAAACCUCGUCCUGCCGUUCCUCCUCGAAACGGUCUCGAACCCCGCGAUGGCCUCCUCGGGGUCUACGAUCCUCCCGCUCGCCGUCCAGCUCGGAAAAAACGUCUCGCCCGAGGAGUACACGAAGAUCAUAAUUGAACCCGUCAUAAAACUUUUCGCGAGCCCCGACCGCGGCACACGCAUGGCGCUGCUCGACAUCCUGCCCGAGUUUGCGGACAAGCUCGACAAGCAAACUGUCUCGAACAAAGUGUGGCCACAUCUACAAACGGGAUUCAUGGAUACCGUCCCAGUCAUCCGUGAGGCCACCGUCAAGUCCAUAGGUCUCCUUUCUGGCAAGUUCAACGACCGGAUCUUGAAUAACGACCUCCUACGGCAGCUCGCACGCCUACAGUCCGACCCAGAAGCCUCCAUCCGCACGAACACAUGCAUCCUCAUCGGGCGGCUGGGCCCGACGCUCGGGUACCACACGAAGCGCAAGGUGCUCGUCAUGGCGUUCGCGAAGGCGCUCAAGGACGACUUUGUGCACGCGCGCGUGGCGGGGGUCAUGGGCUUCAUGGCGUGCGUCGAUUGCUUCGAUAUCGAAGAGCUCGCAAGUCGGGUCGUGGGCACGGUGGCGGGGGCUGUGGUCGAUAAGGAGAAGCUCGUACGCGAUCAGGCGUUGAAAGCGGUCGAGAUGUUCAUGAAGAAGCUGGAAGUGCACGCUGCGACCAUGGUUCGUGUUGCGUCGCGUCUUAAGAUGAACUGUGCUGAUCAUGGAUGUAUUAUGGUACAGCCCGAAACGGCGCUUACAGGGGACGAUACGCCCAAUCCCCUGGGUGCCUUCACGGCUGCGACGAACGGCCAGACUACGCUCGCCAGUUCCGCUGCUGGUGCAGCCGGCGCGCUGGCAGGCUGGGCCAUCUCCUCCAUCGGGAAGAAGGUACAUGACCGUUCAAGUUUAUGCCUUCGUCCGUCCAUUGAUCGAUCACUGAACGCCAGAUUGCGCCCGGGGACAUGCACAGUGCUAUCACUCCCGCAUCCUCGAUACCCCCUCCGCGAUUGCUGCUUUCCAGCCGCCCUACGACUGUCGUUUCAGCGCCCGCAACGCCGUCCGCGUCCUCUGCGCCGACGAAGCCGAAGGGCAUGCGCCUGA
Molecule: messenger RNA, 2133 nt
Organism: Heterobasidion irregulare TC 32-1
Lineage: Eukaryota; Fungi; Basidiomycota; Agaricomycetes; Russulales; Bondarzewiaceae
Exons: 9
Coding region: 1-2133 (710 amino acids)
Biological process (GO): protein phosphorylation; tRNA export from nucleus
Cellular component (GO): cytoplasm
Molecular function (GO): protein kinase activity; ATP binding
Source: RefSeq, a predicted model, not a curated record